Paracoccidioides brasiliensis Pb18 is the source of this 822-nucleotide messenger RNA. RefSeq lists its product as uncharacterized. The record is from RefSeq and is a predicted model, not a curated record. Bases 1 to 822 code for a protein of 273 amino acids. The transcript has 4 exons.
AUGGCUGCAGUGUCCAUUGAGGCCGUAAACGCAUGGAGUAUCACCAUCACGGUUCUCGCCGUGUUUAUGGGAGUUGCCAUAGUACUCUUCUUCAUGGGGCAUUUAAGCACGCAGCACAUAAAUCUUCGCCACCAUCAAUACCAUCCCAGCACUUUCUAUACCCAUACAGUCGAGCCCUACAGUGGAACCGAGGGACGGCAUCCAGAGGACGUAGAGCUCCAAACACCAGGGUCUGCAUAUCAGCCGAACGGAUCACGAUCGGGAACACGGCUAGCACAAAGGGAAGGCGGACGAAGGGGCAUAACCCAAACCAAGGAGGAAUUCCCUCAGUGCCUCAACCAGAAGCAUCGACAGCUAUUGUCGGGCAAGAUAAACACGGAAGAAAGGGGAAUGUGUAUCAAACAUGUCCUCAGCCGGACGCAUUGCAAGAUAAUAGGCCCCCGAAUCAAGCAAGGGGCCUCUCGCCCGAAACCUACUAUCGAAACCGCAUCCAGCAAUGACAAUACCCAAGAAGAUAUGGGUCAGCCCGAGACCCGAGUGAUAGAGCAUCGUCAAGAGCAACACCAGCAGCAGCAGCAGCAGCGCUGCAAGAUCAGUCCUGAACAAACACAAACGAACAUAAGGACUAGGGAAUCCGAAUAUUAUUCUGCGCCAUCGGAUGUCAGGAUCGAUCUCGUUUGGUCACACCGGAGGGAAGAAGCCGAACUUAGCGAAGGGUUGAGGCCAGAAAGAUCCCCCUCCAUGCGCGAAUCCGAGGCCAGGAAGAACAAUAGCUGGAGGGAAUGUAUGCGUGCAUUGCCAAAACGAUCUUUACCUAGAUGA